AUGGAGAACGCGUUCAUGUACGGGCCGCCCGCCUUGGAUGUUGACUAUUGCAAGCUUUUUAUGGACUCGCUAGAGCCAUCGAAGGAGGAUUCUGCCGCGGGGGUCACAGACCACCAAAUGUUCAUUCCCAGCCCCCAGACGAUGUUGAAUUCCAGCGCAGAUCCAUUCCAACUAACUCAGCCUGCCCCAAUUAAAGAGGAACCAGAAGAGAAUGGCUUUGGUCACUACUUUGGCCUCAACAAUGAUAUGUGGUCCGGACCAAGUGAUUCGUCGCCUAGCGACCAAUCCAUCUCGGUCGAUGUUAUGGAUAUGCUUGGAUCCAAACGCAGUAACAACUCGUCCCCUGGACAAUCCAUGAAUCCAAGCGGUGUCUUGUUUUAUCCAUCGCCUACCCAUAUUCAAGGCGUCUCGCCACCGCACCUCCAACAGUCCACGAACUACGCUGCCCCCUUACAAAUGUCUCAGACAGCCCACCAUAUCGGCAAUGGUGCUCAUCAGUUGAAUUCACCUCCUAUGGCUCAAACCUAUGGCUCACCAUUAGGGGCAAAUCACAGAUCGCCAGUUGAGCCUCACAAGCUCCCAGCGCCUACUGUCUCGAAAAAUUUUACCAAGAAUUCUGUGACAAAACGUCCAAAUGUUGUUGUUUCUGGUGUCUCUAAACCACCCGCAACUAUUGCUGGUGCGACAAGCCCCGGCCGUCAACGCAAGUCCAAGUCCACACACAACUUGAUUGAGAAGAGAUAUCGGAAUAACAUAAACGACAAGAUCAACGUUCUGCGGGACUGUGUGCCGUUCCUCAGAGAUCUUUCGAACGCUACUGAAAGCACCAACGGAGACGGUGCCCCCCAGCCUCGUCUCAAUAAAGCCACUGUCUUGACCAAGGCUGCAGAAUAUAUUCGUCAACUCCAGCAGCGAAAUAAUGCCUUGACGAAGGAAUUGAAUGCUCUCCGUGCACAACAGGGACUCGAUACUAAUCAAAUGCCGCCACUGAGAUCACCGCAAAAUGAGGCAGAGUCUUCGUUGUAUAUGGAUGAAUAUGGCCGUCCUCCCUCAGCGUCGAGCAUGUCCUCAGUUUCGAGUUCCGGAACGCACUUUUCCUCUACUACGAAAAUGGCCGCAACUUGUGUUGUCGGUGGUGCUUUGGCGAUGGGCGGAAUGCUUGGAAACGACGACCUUCGUGGUCUCGCCGCUGUCGAGCUCAAUCUGCCCUUCGCUCCCACACACACAUUGGGCUCUUUCCUGAAAGUUGCUUCGGCAAUUUCGCUACUCGGGACUGCUAUUUCACUCUCUCAGGAUAGACAGGCUGCUUCUCGGCCCAAAGCUACUAAACACUAUAGUAGCUUGCAGGAGCACCGUCAAAAUGCGUACGAGACUGCCUGCCAGAUGCUCAACACUCCUGCAGAUGCAAGUACUCUUGGCAUGAUAUGGAGACUGCUUGUGGCUAUCGUUCAAGUUAUUGUCUUUUCGCUUAUGGGUGAGAGUAUGCUAAACGCGUUCAUGGAGCUCAGUGGUAUCGAUGCCCGCCAACGACGAUCUAUGAUUAUGCAGGCAUCAGAUACCCAACUUGUUGGUGGCAGUCGAGCGGGAACGUCGAAGCUUCACCUUCUCUAUUUGCUUGUAUCGCAAAAUUUGCUUCCUGCUACCCCCCGUCGGUACAUGAUCCAGUCUAUGCAAGCCCAAGAACUCGGCCGCAAUUCUAUUUUGAGACCACUCUUUAAUGCUAUCGCUUCCAGGCUUUGGCGCAAGGCCUCGCAAAGCUCAAGCGGAGCUCGCGACUCGUCGCCUUGCCCCACCUAUUUAAAUGAGCUUGCCGCCCUUGACUACAAUGAAGUCAUGACGCCCCGCACUCGUAAAUGGCUUGGCUGGGUAUGCGAUAGUCUUAGUAUUCCCAACUCUCGGGACUACAGCUCGCUUGUAUCAGAUCAUUCGUUGACUACGGCGUUGGAUAUUCUCGCCGCUGCCAACGCAAUCCAGGGUCAGAACACCGCUCUCGAGCAGUACCUGGUUGACGACGAUAGAGCCAAGGCGCUCAAGAACCUGAGAAAGGUUGACACAAUGACGCCUCCUACCACUUGGACGAUGUUGCGAAGUGAGCUCUUGCAGGUAGUGAUCAAUGGAGCUUCUGACACCAACAAAGUCUGCAAUGUUUUGCAGGAGGCUCAGGCAAUGCUUCGCAAAUACUCGAUGUGUUCGCCUGAGACUGUGACAACAUUGCGAGCUAUUAUGCUGCUUCACCAUCACAGACAAGGAUCGCCAGAAAGCCAAGAGUAUGCUCGACAGCUUGCGACCCAAAUUUUGGUCAAAAAAGAUACCGUCGCAAGCUCAGCAGACAUUUUGUGUGUGUUCUUCAUGCUUCGUGAGCUGGCAAAGGAACCCCACACUGAAUCCGCAGCCAAUCUCUCCGACGCAGCGUUUGUCUGCCGCCAGUGGUUCGGUAAAGACGAAUGCGCAGGCGACUUUGGUCUGGGAUUGAGCGCCCGCCGUCGUCUUAUCCGCGAGUCUAUCGCAAUGGCUAGAGUCUUUGCUCAAGUUUAA
This is a messenger RNA of Wickerhamiella sorbophila, 2535 nucleotides long. RefSeq names its product Sterol regulatory element-binding protein 1. The record is from RefSeq and is a predicted model, not a curated record. Lineage: Eukaryota; Fungi; Ascomycota; Dipodascomycetes; Dipodascales; Trichomonascaceae. Gene Ontology annotation, biological process: SREBP signaling pathway; positive regulation of transcription by RNA polymerase II. The transcript has a single exon. Gene Ontology annotation, molecular function: protein dimerization activity. Bases 1 to 2535 code for a protein of 844 amino acids.